AAAUUAAAAAAAAACAAUAAGCAGUAAGAUAGCGCGAUAUUUUACGUGUACAAUAAAUGCAAUUUGUAUGAAGAACAUCAUGGAAAAGGAAUACAUGUACAUAAUAUUUCCUCUUCUAUUCUCCCUUUGUUGUCACCAAGCAGAAGGAAUAUUAAACUUGGCAGAUGUAACAGUAUAUGUCGAUGAAUUUAUCAUAAACUUGGGGGAAGAAUUUGAAAAUGGAGACAUUGAUAAUGCUGAAACCAUUGUUCUUAAUUUAUUAAGAAGUGUUCCGGGGUUUGGAAAUGUUGUGAAACUAUUUGUUAGCGGCGGGAAUUCGGAAAUAAACGAACUUUAUAGAAAAUUAGAUCAAAUGUCACAUGAUGUAUCUCAAAUUAAGGCGGUGGUACAAACAAUACCAUCAAUAAUACAAAUAUCUGUCAUUCAAAAACAGGUCGCUGAAGACGAACGGGAAAUUAACAAUUGUUAUUUGGACUCUUUAAGUUAUCUUAAUAACCCCACCGGGUCUCCGGAAAUUGAUAGAAUGAAAACGUGCUAUGACAAGUUUCAGUAUGUUAGGGAUGUUAGUCGGAUUCUUCAAGGAGAAUCGGUUACUUUUAAUCAACACUCUUUGUUUAAAGAAGUGAAAUUGAAGAGUGGUUUUUGCAAUGGAACUGAGAUAGUAAACAUAUUCAAAUAUCUCUAUGGACUUUUUACAAAAGGAUGCAUAGCUGUCGGACUUGCAGAACAAGUAAAAUUCGAAAAUAGUACCAGAAUCAACGACGAAUGUCAGUCAUUUGUUCCACGCAUUUUUACUUUUAUCCGUGAAUUCUACUCUACUUGUCAGACUUUCGAUUUAUGUAGCGUGGAAAAAGAACACAAUUUCAUGCUUCAAACGAUAUCAUCGGACGUGGAAAACAGUAUUAAAUUUUUCAAAAUUUUAUUCCCGUGGUACGAAGCCACAUUAAUUAGAACGUCCUCUCCUUUAGAUUACGAAAUACUGGAUUCUACCAGAACGCCAUCAGUCAUGACAGUUCAGAGGGGGUUUACUUAUUAUUCUGUUCUUUGGUUUCCAGUCAAGACGAUGUUUUUGCACACAAACGCAAACAACGUUUCCAGUUUUCAAGUGAAAUUUGAGGGAGCUUAUGAAAUAGAAAACGGUUUGAACUUAACUAUCGUCCGUCAUAACAAAGAGAUUGUGCUUUGGGGAUCAGUGAACGUAUCAGCUUUGAACGUACGUCUGUUCAAUCCCUGUAAACACAAAAUAAAAGCUCCUAUGCCAGCUGUUAGCAAAACAGGCCUUAAGGAUUGGGAAAUUGCUUUGGUAGUGGUUGGAUCUCUGGUAGCCUUUGUUAUAAUAGUUUGUGUCAUAAAACGUUGCUGUAACAAUAAAGACGAAGAUCAACCUUCAGGCUCAGUUGGUCAUCCAAACAUUAACUUAAAUCAAACAUCAGGCACACUUGGUUACGCAGACACUAACUUCAAUCAAAUAACAAGCUUAGAUGAUUUUUAUAGACACUAACUUCAAUCAAACAUUAGGCCCAGCUGGUUUCCCAACUACUUCCUUCUGUGAGGAAGGACAAAGGAAUACUGACAAUAAUUGUUGCAGAAUGUGUUAGUUUGGUUUCAGGGACAUAAAAUAACCUUUAAAAAAUUGCAAUUUUUCAUUAUAUAUCUUAGCUAUAAAUUAAAAUUCUACAAUUGUUUAUGGAAUUAAGAGUGCCUGGUUUGCCACUCAAAGACCUGCAGAUAAACAAAAUACUUUGAAAUAUGCUAAUUAGAAGACGUAAAUAAGUUAAAUUUAAUUAGGAUCCGAUAGCAGUUCACAGAUCAAAUAAUUAUUAAUAUAUGGAACAUGUCUUGUUUGCCUGAAAGUGGUGUCCUUGUCUGAUGUCAAGAAUUUAAAAGAAAAAUUUUGACCAAAUAUAAAAAAAAAUGAAUAAAACUCGGGUAUACUUUAUUU
This is a messenger RNA of Saccostrea cuccullata (small rock oyster), 1942 nucleotides long. RefSeq lists its product as uncharacterized. NCBI's taxonomy places the organism in Eukaryota, Metazoa, Mollusca, Bivalvia, Ostreida, Ostreidae. The record is from RefSeq and is a predicted model, not a curated record. The coding region runs from base 68 to 1501 and encodes 477 amino acids. The transcript is spliced from 6 exons.